This is a messenger RNA of Pan troglodytes (chimpanzee), 7925 nucleotides long. RefSeq names its product prominin 2 (gene PROM2). NCBI's taxonomy places the organism in Eukaryota, Metazoa, Chordata, Mammalia, Primates, Hominidae. Gene Ontology annotation, molecular function: cholesterol binding. Bases 4422 to 6836 code for a protein of 804 amino acids. The transcript is spliced from 24 exons. The record is from RefSeq and is a predicted model, not a curated record. Gene Ontology annotation, cellular component: apical plasma membrane; cilium; microvillus.
UGUAUUUUUGGUAGAGACAAGGUUUCACCAUGUUGGCCAAGCUGGUCUUGAACUCCUGGGCUCAAGCGUUCCACCCACCCCGGCCCCCAUAGUGCUGGGAUUACAGGUGCCUGCCAGCAACCCAGCUAAUGUUUGUAUUUUUAGUAGAGAUGGGGUUUCACUAUGUUGGCCAGGCUGGGCUGGAACUCCUGGCCUCAAGUGAUCCACCCGGCUUGGCCUCCCAAAGUGCUGGGACUAUAGGCGUGAGCCACUGCACCCGGCCAGGGGUUUUGGUUUGUUUAUUUUCAUGGCCCUUAUGGGGAACAAAUCUUAUCUUUAAAUGUAUUCAGAUGUGCUUUUCCAAAGUUUCGAGACUGGAGAAUAUGCUGAGAAUAUGCUGGGUUCUGUGUUCAGGGCUGAAGAGGAUGUGACGGUGAGUAAAACUCAGUCCUGUCUAUGUGGGGGAGACAGACAGGUAAACGGGUAAUAUGGGGGCAGGUUUCAUAUUAAGGGAUGCCUUGAAAGGACCCCUCACUCAGCCUAGGGGUCCUAGAGAAGGUGACCACGGAACCAAGCCUAAAGGAUGAGCAGAAAUUGGGUGAACGUGGAGGCUGGGGAUAAAGAAGGGAAAUCAUGAGCAGGGCCAGGAUGGAGGGGAGUGUGGUAGGGUGAGCCGAGGACUGCAGGAUCUAGCCAGGGGAACGGAGAAGGGCUCCAAUGUUGGAAGGCCCUGGAGACAAAUUAAGGAGUCCAGUGUAGGAGCCGCUAGGAGGUUUGAAGCAGGGGAGCCUGGAGUCCAUCUGCAUUCACGAUGGUCCUUUCUGAAGCAAUACUCAGAAGGGGUGCUGGAAGGCUGGAUGUCUGGCUGCAUGCCAGAACGAGGGACAAGAAGUCAGGCAGGGACCCACAUUUUGGGAGUGUGGUGGUCAAAAUGCUCCAAAAUAUUCCCAGAAAGGCAUCCCAGAGGCCUGUUCCCCCAUGGCCACCAUGUGCCACAAGCUUGGGCCCAGCCGCUAUGCUUACUCCAUAUAAGGCUGUUGUAGCCAGAGGGCCCUGGUGGACUGGGAGACCCUGCCUCCGGUUGGGACCAUCAGUUUCCUCCCACUAGGAUGAAGAGUGUGGCCUGUGGUGCUGGUGGGACUCAUAGUAGACCACCUGGGAGAACACAUAGACUCAGACCGGCAGGGCAGCCCUCUCUGCCAUGUUGGAUGAGGAGAAUCUAUUCUGCAGAGGAGGCCAGCGUGCACUGGGGAGAGGCCCCGUCCCAGAGAGAGGGUCUGAGACAGACAUGGGGGCACUUGAUGGAUUUCCUUUUCCGGGAUCUGAGCCCUCCUGAGGGCCCUUGGACUCCAAAAGUGCCCUUGUAUCUCUAUAAUAAAUCCUCAUGUUUCAAAUUCUUCAGCUGACCUAAGUGGGUUUUUCAUUGUUGCCAUCAAAAAUGUUGACUAAGACAGUGGCCGUGCGUAGCCUUGAUGAUCUGGUAAGUGGGUCUUUGUCCCCUUGAAUUGGUUUAAAACUCAUUCCCAGUGUAUGGCAUGGAUAGCAGAGGCAAGAAAGAAGAGGAACCUGUCUUCUUGCCUGCUGUUUCCUUGAGAGUGUCUGAGCAUCUUGCUGGUCUAUUCCCAGCAUGGCUGCGUGAGGCAGCCAGAGGGGCCCUGGGGCUUUCUGGAGGGCAGAGUUCCUCCCCUUGCUGAGGUCUCCAUCUCUCCCCGCCUCUUCUGCACCUUGGGGCUGUGGGGUUUGGGAAACAUCGAUCUUCUGGAGAUGCGUGAGUCAGAGUGAGCACGUGGCCCCAGGAGGUGUUUCCAGGGCAACCAGGAGCAGCUUCUCCUGGUCAACCAAAGAAUUCCCCACGGAGGUCAGAGGGUGCCAGGGGUCAACAGGAGCAGAGAAAGUGCAGGUAUGCCCAGAAAGAUGUGAGGGAAAGGAGGGGCCAGGACCCCCCUUGGCCUCCCAUCCCCACUUCCAGAAGCCCUGCAGCUGGGUGGCCUGCCCUGCCCCCCAAGGCCCUUAGUGGCUGCCCCAAGGGCACCCAUGCUUGUGAGCAGCCCCCACCUGCCUGCUUGCUGGGCUUUUCCAGGGAAUUCAAUUAGAGCAGUGGCUUCCUCGCCUCCUCUGCCCAACUCCAGGGCUGGAUCCUGAACCCCACCUGCUCUCCCACACAGGGCUGGGGAUGGGAGGAGGCAGGGGCUGACCGGUGGGUCUGAUGAUAAAUUGUUUAUUGGGAUCCUGCUGGGGGGAAGGGGAGCUGUCCUGUCCACUCCUGGCUUGGCUGCUGACUCAGAAUAGUCCUUUCUUCCAUGCAUCUAUUUCUCCAUCUGUUCAACAGGCAGAUUCAGCAUCUUCAUCCCGCCCUGGGCUGAGGAAGAGGCUUGCCUAAAUUGGAGGGAGAAGGAGAAGGGAGAAGCAGUGAGGCCCUGGAGAGACCAGCCCUUCCUCAAUGCAGCCUCUGUGGAACCAGGAGCCCCCAACAUAGAUACUGGGUUCAGGUGAGUCGGGAGGAAGGGCUGUGGGAGGGCCUAGGCACAGCCUGCGCUGAGCUUCACAACACAGUCAUAGGCAGUGUGGCCAGGGGCCUCUCUGCACACCCUGGGGUUGGACCCCUACAGAAGGAGCUGGCCCUGGACCCUCCCUGGGGUCCACGGCCAGCUCCCACCAGACCUAGGGUGCCAGGGCACCCCUAGACUGUUCUUCACUGCAUCCCUGAUCCUCAUCUCUGAAUCACCCUUUGAUGAAGCCCCACUUCCUGUCUCACCCCACUGUAACUGGACUAUGCCUUCUACCAUUGUGUUCUCUCAUCCCCUGGCUCUGAGAAAGCCACAGAGGCAGCAAUGGGGAGGGUAAGAGCUCUACUGUGGGCCCAGCCCUGAUUUACACAUAAGGCCCUAAUUGCCUGAUAACCCUACCAGGGACAGCAGGACAUCCCUGAGCCUCUCACCCACCCUGCAGACCAUCCUGAACUACUGCCCUGGGCUGAGCUUGGGGGUCCUGGGAGCCAUGGAGCCAGCCCUUCUCUCCAAGGCUCCCAGUCAGGGGCAGGGAGCUGCCAUGGAAUCUCACAAACUUUGAUUACUUAUUUAAAUACGAGUAACACGCGUUUAGUGCACAGAAAUGAGGAAGUACACGUGAGCAAAAGAGAAUGAAAAAUCGCCGGCAACUCCAUUGCAAAAUGAUUGCUGUUUUACACCUUCACUGUGUGUACUGAUCUGUAAUCUUCUUUUUUUUUUUUUGAGACAGAUUCUCGCUCUGUCGCCCAGGCUGGAGUGCAGUGGCGCGAUCUCAGCUCACUGCAAGCUCCACCUCCCGGGUUCAUGCCAUUCUCCUGCCUCAGCCUCCCCAGUAGCUGGGACUACAGGCGCUCGCCACCAUGCCCGGCUCAUUUUUUUUUUUUUUGUAUUUUUAGUAGAGACGGAGUAAUCUUCUGUUUGAGGAAAUGAUCGCCAUUUUACACCUUCGCUGCGUGUGCUGGUCUGUAAUCUGCUAUUGGCGGAAAUGAUCACCGUUUUACACCUUCACUGCGUGUGCUAGUCUGUAAUCUGCUAUUUGCACUUAUGAGUGCAUGUGAAUAUUUUUCAGUCACAAGAGACAUUUCCACGGCAUGUUCUUUAGCAACUGCCCAGUGUGUGAUGUAAGAGGCUCAUUUUGCUGGUUCCUCAGUGGUGGCUUUCAGGACUGUUUCUUGAUAUCCUCCAGCCCUUCAGUGAAUUUCCCCAUGACCUGCUCAGCUACAGGCGACUUUCUGGGCAUUGGGCAUACAGCUGUUCACAAAACAGAGACCUGUGCAGACACGUUUCUCGUCAUAUCCUAUCAGUUCUUUCAACUGCUGACUGGAUGAGGUAUGGCCAGGCCAAAGGGCACACCUCUGGGAUUUGCCCUCCCAAAGGCCUGUGCCUGUCAGGGUGGGCCUCUGUUCCGGAUUGGCCUGGCAGUGGGCACCGGGCAUGACCUGCAGGGACAGAGCAGGUUCCAGAUGAAGCAGGGAGAGCAAGCCUGGGUCCUGGCCCUGUGUCUCUGGUGUUAUGACCAUUUUGACCAGGGCUUCACCAAGCAGCUGUUUUCCCAGCUCCUAGACUGGGCUGCUGGGGCUGGGCAUGGAACAGAAUAUUUGAAAUGGGGCCAUUCUAGGUGAUCCCAAGCUGCUGAGGUGCCUUUUGGACCCAGCUGGUGGCAGCCGUUGCCUGCAAGGAUCUAGGUGGUGGGGAGCCCAGGCCACCAAGGGCGGUCCCAGCCUGGCCCUGCCCCCUACCCUGUGCCUCCACCCCUGCCCUUCCUAUGCUCCAAGGCAGGCAGGGAGGCGGGAGGCCAGGUAGCUCAGGAACCCAAACCUGUCGGGCAGGUUUUGAGAGCUGUGGAGAGAGGGACAGAGGCUGGAGAAGGAUGCAUGGCCUGCCCUGGGCUUGUCUGUUCCCUCCUGAGCCUGAGCCCCUUACCUUCCUGACCCCAUGAAGCACGCACUGGCUCUGCUGGCUCCCCUGCUGGGCCUGGGCCUGGGGCUGGCCCUGAGUCGGCUGGCAGCAGGGGCCACAGACUGCAAGUUCCUUGGCCCGGCAGAGCACCUGACAUUCACCCCAGCAGCCAGGGCCCGGUGGCUGGCCCCUCGAGUUCAUGCGCCAGGACUCCUGGAUUCCCUCUAUGGCACCGUGCGCCGCUUCCUCUCGGUGGUGCAGCUCAAUCCUUUCCCUUCAGAGUUGGUAAAGGCCCUACUGAAUGAGCUGGCCUCCGUGAAGGUGAAUGAGGUGGUGCGGUAUGAGGCGGGCUACGUGGUGUGCGCUGUGAUCGCGGGCCUCUACCUGCUGCUGGUGCCCACUGCCGGGCUUUGCUUCUGCUGCUGCCGCUGCCACCGGCGCUGCGGGGGACGAGUGAAGACAGAGCACAAGGCUCUGGCCUGUGAGCGCGCGGCCCUCAUGGUCUUCCUGCUGCUGACCACCCUCUUGCUGCUGAUUGGCGUGGUCUGUGCCUUUGUCACCAACCAGCGCACGCAUGAACAGAUGGGCCCCAGCAUCGAGGCCAUGCCUGAGACCCUGCUCAGCCUCCGGGGCCUGGUCUCUGAUGUCCCCCAAGAGCUGCAGGCCGUCGCACAGCAAUUCUCCCUGCCCCAGGAGCAAGUCUCAGAGGAGCUGGAUGUCCUGCAGGUCUCCGUGCACCACCUGCAAACCUUGAAUGCUACAGUGGUAGAACUGCAGGCCGGGCAGCAGGACCUGGAGCCAGCCAUCCGGGAACACCGGGACCGCCUCCUUGAGCUGCUGCAGGAGGCCGGGUGCCAGGGAGAUUGUGCAGGGGCCCUGAGCCGGGCCCGCACCCUGGAGCUGGGUGCUGACUUCAGCCAGGUGCCCUCUGUGGACCAUGUCCUGCACCAGCUAAAAGGUGUCCCCGAGGCCAACUUCUCCAGCAUGGUCCAGGAGGAGAACAGCACCUUCAACGCCCUUCCAGCCCUGGCUGCCAUGCAGACAUCCAGCGUGGUGCAAGAGCUGAAGAAGGCAGUGGCCCAGCAGCCGGAAGGGGUGAGGACACUGGCUGAAGGGUUCCCGGGCUUGGAGGCAGCUUCCCACUGGGCCCAGGCACUGCAGGAGGUGGAGGAGAGCAGCCGCCCCUACCUGCAGGAGGUGCAGAGAUACGAGACCUACAGGUGGAUCGUGGGCUGCGUGCUGUGCUCCGUGGUCCUAUUCGUGGUGCUCUGCAACCUGCUGGGCCUCAAUCUGGGCAUCUGGGGCCUGUCUGCCAGGGAGGACCCCAGCCACCCAGAAGCCAAGGGCGAGGCUGGAGCCCGCUUCCUCAUGGCAGGUGUGGGCCUCAGCUUCCUCUUUGCUGCACCCCUCAUCCUCCUGGUGUUCGCCACCUUCCUGGUGGGUGGCAACGUGCAGACGCUGGUGUGCCGGAGCUGGGAGAAUGGCGAGCUCUUUGAGUUUGCAGACACCCCAGGGAACCUGCCCCUGUCCAUGAACCUGUCGCAACUUCUUGGCCUGAGGAAGAACAUCAGCAUCCACCAAGCCUAUCAGCAGUGCAAGGAAGGGGCAGCGCUCUGGACAGUCCUGCAGCUCAACGACUCCUACGACCUGGAGGAGCACCUGGAUAUCAACCAGUACACCAACAAGCUACGGCAGGAGUUGCAGAGCCUGAAAGUAGACACACAGAGCCUGGACCUGCUGAGCUCAGCCGCCCGCCGGGACCUGGAGGCCCUGCAGAGCAGUGGGCUUCAGCGCAUCCACUACCCCGACUUCCUCGUUCAGAUCCAGAGGCCCGUGGUGAAGACCAGCAUGGAGCAGCUGGCCCAGGAGCUGCAAGGACUGGCCCAGGCCCAAGACAAUUCUGUGCUGGGGCAGCGGCUGCAGGAGGAGGCCCAAGGACUCAGAAACCUUCACCAGGAGAAAGUCGUCCCCCAGCAGAGCCUUGUGGCAAAGCUCAACCUCAGCGUCAGGGCCCUGGAGUCCUCUGCCCCGAAUCUCCAGCUGGAGACCUCAGAUGUCCUAGCCAAUGUCACUUACCUGAAAGGAGAGCUGCCUGCCUGGGCAGCCAGGAUCCUGAGGAAUGUGAGUGAGUGUUUCCUGGCCCGGGAGAUGGGCUACUUCUCCCAGUACGUGGCCUGGGUGAGAGAGGAGGUGACUCAGCGCAUUGCCACCUGCCAGCCCCUCUCUGGAGCCCUGGACAACAGCCGUGUGAUCCUGUGUGACAUGAUGGCUGACCCCUGGAAUGCCUUCUGGUUCUGCCUGGCAUGGUGCACCUUCUUCCUGAUCCCCAGCAUCAUCUUUGCCGUCAAGACCUCCAAAUACUUCCGUCCUAUCCGGAAACGCCUCAGCUCCACCAGCUCUGAGGAGACUCAGCUCUUCCACAUCCCCCGGGUUACCUCCCUGAAGCUGUAGGGCCCUGUGGGGUGAGGUGACCCUGAGGCUGCCUGUCCUCCCCUUUGAUUUAGCCUGGGCCACAGGACUUCGGUAGCUCUUGCCCCAGAGCCCAGGCUGGCAUCCAGGCCUGGACUGUCCCCAGUUCCGGCUUACCUGGCCCCACCUUGCCUGCUCCUUUCCACCCCUUUCUGCUCACGACCCCCAUCAUUCACUCUCAGAAUCACAUGGGACUUCUGUGCAGCUGCAGAGCCAGCAAGUCCCUCCAGGUGUCACCCCUUACCCCCAUGCUGGUGGCAUCCUCACAGGAAGAGCCUGUUCUCCACCUGCUGGAGCCUGGACCCUGGGGUGGGACAGAGGCCUCGUCCAACCCCACUCCCCUUCCCGUGUGUCUUCCCCCUGCCAAGCCUCCCCCUGCCCCUCUCUGAGCCCCUCGCCCCCCACACUGUCCUCAUCUGGCCUCCCCCCGGCCCCCACUUCCCUCUUAUGCCCUUCCUGGCCCUUUGCUUCCUCCCUUAGUCCCCUCUUCACCAUAUCUCCACUGCUACCUUGCUGGCCCCAGAGACCACCCUGCCCAACCAAACCACUCAGGUAACGCCACUAAUCAGGCAGGGGCCACCAUGGCCUAGGUCUGGGCUGGCUGCAGGCCCUGCCUCAUGGCCUCUGAGCCCUCCACUGCCCCAGGGCCUUGGGCCCUCUGCAGAUCUCAUCCAGGAUUUAUUGGUGUCCAGUGGGGUGAGGGAGGCCUGUCUGAAGGCCGAGCCUCCCUGCCUGCACCCAAGUUAGAAAUGGGGGUACCAGCACUUAGCUUCUCUCUGAGUGCUGGCUCCCAAGGAAGGGACCUGGGACCUGGGCCACAGUGGGGGCUUGCCCUUACCUCUUCAGAAGGAAGCAUCUUCCACAGGCCCCACCCAGCUUUCUUAGGAGUGAUCUGGUGGCCAGAACAAGAUUUUGCAUGGCCUCUUCUAUCCUGCGCAUGUGGCCUAGGGUCAUCCCCAGCCCAUCUCUGUGUCAGCCCUGAGUGCUGGACACUGCGUUCCAGAAAUGAGGAAGAGGAGAGAGAAGAGAUGGACAGACCUCAGAUCCAUUAAAGUGUUCUCACUUCCCUGA